Molecule: messenger RNA, 1146 nt
Organism: Fusarium sp. VM40
Lineage: Eukaryota; Fungi; Ascomycota; Sordariomycetes; Hypocreales; Nectriaceae
Source: the annotation of a GenBank genome assembly
AUGAAGCGGGUACGGCUCGAUCGAUGGGGCAGCCAAUUGCUGCAGGCCCAAGCCCGCGGCGGUAUCGGUAUUUCAAGACAAGCAUUUCUACAAACGACUCGACGUCAGGCUACCACGGCUGCCGCCCCCCAAAUUGACGAAGAUACGCCCAAAUUCACAAGCCUUCCUUCUCCCGUCCCGGAGCGUGCUGCAGGGUCAGCCAAGCUUGCCGCCCUCCACGCCCGGUUAUCCCUCUCCAGCAAGAUCCCAUUGGAGACUCUCGCCCGCGCCCUUGUCGUCCCCUCCGCCGACAAGAACCCCAACUUUAACAACUCCAACCUCGCUUUCCUCGGCAGCACAUUCAUCAACUACCACGUCCUCGAGUAUCUCGUCUGCAAAUGGCCCCGCCUGCCAAUGGCAAUCCUCUAUGAGGCCCUCCGUGCCUUUGCCGGAAAGGAAUCUCUGCAUCAAAUAGCCCGUCGGUGGGGUGUUGAGGCCGCUGCCGCUCCUGGCGAGGAAGUCGAUCCUGGUUUACUACAAUGGGCACCUGAAGAUUCGGGCAUGCAGACCCGUUGGGGUUAUGUUCGUCAAGAGGCUGCCUUCACUGAUCGAUUUCAGCCCCGCCGUGGAAUUAGCAGCCGUGUAGUUUUCGAUGACGACUUCGGCGAUACCCUACAGGAACCCAAGACCGGCGAGGAGGGAUUUAAGUACUACCAGCAUGAGGCAUACUCUUCCUUUGUCCAAGCCGUUGUUGGCUCCAUUUACACCCACGCCGGCCAAGACGCUGCUCGUGACUUCGUCAAGUCCCACGUGCUCACACGACAAGUCGACGUUGCCUCCAUGUUCCAGUUCAAGCUCCCCACAAGAGAACUCGCCCUCCUGUGUGCCCGUGAAGCCUUCGAGGCUCCUAUCGCACGCCUCGAGAGUGAGACAGGUCGUCAUUCACGAACACCUGUGUUCAUUGUUGGCGUUUACAGUGGUUCUGAGAAGCUUGGUGAGGGCGCCGGUCCUAGUCUAGAUGUCGCCAGAUGGAAGGCAUCGAUGAACGCCCUUAAGUCAUGGUACCUUUACAGCCCUAGCAACAAGGUCCGGGUACCAAGUGAUAUGCACGAGCAGGGUGCGAAGCCCUGGAAGGCCCCUCAUAUUGAUAUUGGUGAGAUUAUCUAA